CCACAGCUUACCUUCAGCAUGCAUCUUCUUAUGCAACGUGCCGUAUGGGGCUAUAGCCCGAACCACCUCUGGCGAAGGCUCAGUUAUACGCCACUGGACAGGUACCACCUCCACGACUCAAGUGAUUAUCGCCUCCGGACUUAGGGCAUUAAAGUGCGUUCUUUGGUCGAAUAGCAUUCAAGCCUAGCAUGCACCGCAACGACUCGGUAACAGACUAUGACAGCCUGAACACUGAUAUGAGAGAGACAAUGAGUUUCCAAUCUGCAUUGGACCUCCGGGUACUGGGCGCCUGUUGCGGAAGCGGGCUGAACCAGCUCAAUUUCGCGCUGGUCCGGUACCGUCAGUCCUCACCUGAUGCUACGUUGCGCCUAGAGCUCGUCCAAAGCGGCUCGGUGCCUACAUCGCCUGCUGUUCGGAACCAUAUCCUUACCCGCCUCCACGAAGCAGAACACGAAUCCUCGCCAGUGGCAUGCCUCAACGCGCUACUCGGUUACCUGUUUUCCAACGGCAUUAGGAGCUUCUGCGAAAAGCACGACAUACCGCUUGCGUCCAUUGACCUGGUCGGCACACACGCGUCAGGUCUAAGACGACCUGGCGUGCCCGAAAGCAACGAUUUGAACACGCAUCCACUAGGAUGGAACGCCAAUGUCAGCGCUGAGACUGGCAUCAAUACCGUCUUUGAUCUCACAGUCGUUGAAGCCGGUCUCGUAAGGCCUCAUAUAUCCCCUAUCGCUUACGUUGACAGACUCUUCUUGAGACACGCGUCUAAAUUUCGCGCAAGUCUGAAUAUUGGCGAGCUUAUAAAUUGCAGCUUCAUCCCUCCUCUAUCGGACGAGAGCGCUCGAGAAACAUGUUGUCGCGACUGCGGACCCGGAAGUCUACUCAUCGACUACGCCAUGAAAUAUUGCACCUCAAACGACCGAAACGAAGACAAUAACGGAACAUUUGCGACGACAGGGAAGCCUCACGAAGGCGUUGUGACACAAUUUCUUGAGACAUACGACUACUCACGCAUCCUGCCUUCGCUCAGCGUAGCCCGGGAAAUGUUCGGCGAUCACGAAGCACAAAGACUCGUCGAUGAGUGUGUCUUCUUGGAACUCUCUGAAGCAGACAUCGUUGCUACUGUUACACGCAUAACGGCUGAGAAUAUUCUGAGGCAGUACCGCAGACUCCUUGCGCUCAGUUUUCCUGCCGGUGAGAACGUCGACGAACUGUUUAUUAGUGGGCCGAGCGCGCGCAACGCGAAUAUCAUAGAUUACCUCGAAGCGGAGCUCCCCGAGAGCGUGAUAACGAAGCCGCUCGAUGAUAUAGGCAUACCGGGUGAUGCAAACGAGGCCGUAUGUUAUGCGCACCUUGCGCUGGAAGCUGUGCUUGGACAACCUGUACGCUUCUCUGCAGAGUUAUCACGGUCUUGGAGCCAGCCGGGUCAUGACAUUGUACUGGGGAGAGUUGUGCGGGGCGAGAAUUGGGAAAACCUCACCACUUGGCUGCAGAAGUUUGCUGGUGGGAAGCCACGAUGCCUCGCCAAAACCGUGAGGAUAGUUGGUAGCGUCGAAUUUGGCAUAGAAGACCUCGGGCUAUGACGACAGGACAAGAAUGUGAUUGUAUAUUGAGGUGGUAAGGGGGUCGGGAAGGUCGGGAAGUGAAGGGAGGCAGUACCGCGCUUAAUUUUGGGGCAGACCCAUCAGGGCAGCUUUGCCUUUUGUUUCGCGGAGUUCUGCCAAAGAAGACUGCUUACGUUAUGGAGAGUUUCGAAGCUCGAGAUACAGCAGGGAAGGUUAGUAAAAAGAGCAAUGCGAGCGCAUUCGCUCUAAGUGUUCAGUC
This is a messenger RNA of Alternaria alternata, 1824 nucleotides long. RefSeq lists its product as hypothetical. Gene Ontology annotation, molecular function: phosphotransferase activity, alcohol group as acceptor; ATP binding. The transcript has 2 exons. The record is from RefSeq and is a predicted model, not a curated record. Bases 189 to 1583 code for a protein of 464 amino acids. Gene Ontology annotation, biological process: amino sugar metabolic process; peptidoglycan turnover. Lineage: Eukaryota; Fungi; Ascomycota; Dothideomycetes; Pleosporales; Pleosporaceae.